AUGAAACGACGGUACUCAGAAUUGUCCUCCACCUCUCUCGAGCCAGCUCGAUCAAGGUUCAAACGCAACACAGAUAAUGAUUUCAUGGAAAAUGAAAGUGGAUACAUUUCCACACAUAGAAUGACCGACCAUUACAGUGAUCAAACUCUGGAAGAAGGAGAAAUCAGUCCAGACAUGGAAGCACAACCCCUAGUAAACCCUAUUGUGGCCGAGCCAACCUCAAAGGCCCUGAGUCUUGAUGAAGUGGAGAAUAGCAUCCUCUACAAAUUCAAGAACAAGAGGUUCGAAGAAGCCUUCACGCAUCCUUCUUUUAUGCGUGGCUUUUCCUAUGAGCGUUUGGAGUUAGUUGGCGAUGCGGUGCUGGGUUUAUUGUUUUGCCUGGAUUCUCUGUACCCGGAUUUAGCUCCGGGAAAGCUGACCCGCCUCCGGGCCGCAAACAUCGACACGGAGAAGCUUGCACGUGUGGCGCUCCAACAUGGCCUACACCGCUAUCUCCGCCACAAGAAACCGUACCUUGCAGAUCAAAUCCAAGAUUUUUCACGGGCGGUUCUUCAGUAUCCAUUGUACUCCAAUGGUCUUAUUGACGCUCCAAAAGACCUUGCAGAUGUUGUGGAGUCGACAAUAGGGGCGGUUUACAGGGACUGCAACUCCAUAGAUGUUGUGUGGCAUGUGUUCAGGGGGUUGCUAGAGCCGAUCAAAACUCCGGAGACGAUACAAUUACAUCCGAAAACACAGCUUCUUGAAAUUUGUCAAAAGAACCACCGGAGUCUCAAGUAUGUGGACACAUGGGAGAAGGAUCAGAGUAUUGAGUGUGUCAUUGACGGUCAGAUUGUUGGAAGAGGUACCUAUAGUUCGGAAAUUCGGAAGUACGUUGCACUAAACCGAGCAGCAAAAGAUGCUUUGGACAAUAAGUGGAAGUGGUUGGGGCAUAAUGGCGUCACUGCUCAAAAUGUGGCGAUGGAGGAGAAUGUGAACAUGGAGAAUAGUGAUGAAGAUGCUAAUAGCUCCGUCGAGCAGGCUGAAGAAUCAACUGUCAGUUCUUUAAAGAUAUGGAGGAGGUCAGGAGGAUCUAGAGACUAA
Argentina anserina (silverweed cinquefoil) is the source of this 1080-nucleotide messenger RNA. RefSeq names its product ribonuclease 3-like protein 3. The record is from RefSeq and is a predicted model, not a curated record. Gene Ontology annotation, molecular function: RNA binding; ribonuclease III activity. Gene Ontology annotation, biological process: siRNA processing. NCBI's taxonomy places the organism in Eukaryota, Viridiplantae, Streptophyta, Magnoliopsida, Rosales, Rosaceae. Gene Ontology annotation, cellular component: cytoplasm; nucleus.